AAAUGCUUGGGCUCUCUUCCUUGGCGACGCAUCACUGAGAAAGAGAGGUAAAAACAGGGUCGCUGAGGAACAAGAUCGGAACGACACGAUGAUUCCUUCCUCCACUGCUUGGGCAUGGACGUCUUUGGCAGGAGCUGCUGGAGUUUUCUGGCUUGCGGCGAUUGUCUACUGGAGGUCAUGGCGAUUCCGAAAGCUCCAGAGGCUUCCACCUGGGAGUAUGGGAUGGCCGCUCAUUGGCGAGCUGGUGCCAUACGUGACAAUUGCUCGCUCCGAGACUCCAUUUCGCUUCACAAGAGAACGAGAGAGCAAGUAUGGACCAGUGUUCAAGACGAGCUUGGUGACGGGCAAGACUAUCAUGAUCACUGAUGUGGAGGGUGUCAAGUUUGUUCUCCACAACGAGGGUGUUCUCUUCGAGACGGGCUAUCCCCAAUCGCUCAAGGAUGUCCUGGGCGAGCGCGCGAUGCUCUUCCAUCACGGUGACUUGCAAAAGAGAAUGCACGCCAUGCUAAAGAGGUUUGUGAGCUCCACGCCCCUCAAGAAGUAUCUCACGCGAGAGAUGGAACUCCUCACUAAGCAAGGCAUGAGUACGUGGAGCAGAGGCCAAAGGAUUCUUCUCCAGGACGAGAUCCAAAGGAUCACCCACGACUUUUUGAUGAAGCAAUUGUUUGGAUUGGAGCCUGGCAAGCUUUCCACAACCAUAUUGGAAGAGUUUAACACCCUCAUGGCGGGGAUCAUUGGUGUUCCUAUGAUGAUUCCAGGGACUCCAUACUUCAAAGCAAUGAGGGCAAGGGAGAAGCUGUCCCAGAUUAUAAUGGAUAUGGUGGCUGCUCGAAGGGCCAGACCAGACAUAGAACACAAAGACAUCCUCAACGCAUUGAUCGAAGAAGUGAAAGAAGAAGAUGGUGAUGUGGAGAAGAUUAUAAUCGACAAUGUUUUGGUCAACAUUGCAAAUGCAGAGGGUAUUCCGGCAAUCGUCAUUGCUUUGGCUGUGAAAAACUUAUCAGAAACUCCCAAAGCACUCGAGCACAUCAGAGAAGAGAACCUUGCAAUCAAGAGGGGAAAAGAUUCGAAUGAAGGCCUUUCUUGGAAUGAAUACAUGUCUUUAGAGUUCACCCAAGCUGUUUUUAACGAGACACUUCGUCUUGCCAAUGGAGCUCAAGGAGUAAUGCGGAAAGCCCUCAAAGACGUGGAAUAUAGAGGUUACAUAAUCCCCAAGGGCUGGACAGUGCUUCCUUAUUUUCUCAACAUCCACUUCGAUGAAAAUAUGUUUCCAAAUCCAACUAAGUUCCACCCAUGGCGCUGGCUAGAGAAAAACAUUCCAUCAACUUACGUGCUUCCUUUUGGUGGUGGGUCGAGAUUGUGUCCGGGCCAAGAGCUUGCUAAAGUCCAGACUGCAGUGUUUCUUCACCAUUUGGUCACCCAGUUCAAAUGGGAUGCAGAGCCAGAAACAGUGAUCAACUUUCCGAAGAUCAGCACCAGAAACCACACCCCAGUUGUGCUGUACGAUCUACACUAAUUAGCCAGACCAAAUAAACGUAUGAGAAACAUUCCAAGAGAUCACAGUAAGAAGAUGUAACUCCUGGAUAUGGACAUGUAGCUCGCUUUACCCUAUUGGCGGCCAUGAUUUUGAGGUGCGCAUUGACGAAAAGAGGGUCCUCUACGUGAGGAAACUACCUGGUUUGGACAAAUUCCUCCGUAGCAUGACCCAGUUCACUAACUUGUUACGCGAAUUAAGUCAUUGACAAGAUUGAUCUGUGGGGCAAUUUAAUUGCACACAGGUUGUUUAUGGACUCAUGUACCAAGGUUUUGGACCACCAACAACAAGGUGGUGAUCAAAGUGAAGAAGAUGAUUUUUA
Selaginella moellendorffii is the source of this 1856-nucleotide messenger RNA. Its product is annotated as cytochrome P450 90D2. The coding region runs from base 89 to 1516 and encodes 475 amino acids. Gene Ontology annotation, biological process: multicellular organism development; brassinosteroid homeostasis; brassinosteroid biosynthetic process. Lineage: Eukaryota; Viridiplantae; Streptophyta; Lycopodiopsida; Selaginellales; Selaginellaceae. The transcript has 9 exons. Gene Ontology annotation, molecular function: iron ion binding; oxidoreductase activity, acting on paired donors, with incorporation or reduction of molecular oxygen; monooxygenase activity. The record is from RefSeq and is a predicted model, not a curated record.